Emiliania huxleyi CCMP1516 is the source of this 696-nucleotide messenger RNA. RefSeq lists its product as hypothetical. The record is from RefSeq and is a predicted model, not a curated record. The transcript has 4 exons. The coding region runs from base 1 to 696 and encodes 231 amino acids. Lineage: Eukaryota; Haptophyta; Isochrysidales; Noelaerhabdaceae.
AUGUCUUUUGCCAUCGGUGAGGAGGCGUGCACGGGGGCGUGCCCCGGAGCACACCUCCGGAGGGACACAGUCUGGCCAAAGUGGUCGGGCCGAGAGACGGACGCCGACUCUGCGCUGGCCGCUUCCGCGGCCGGGCUCGCGCUCCACGCCGUCGUCCUCGACGACUUCAAGUCCUACUCGGGCCGUGUGGUGGCGGAGUUCAACUCGCGGGGCAUCAUUGCGAUCGUCGCCCCGAACGGCGCAGGAAAGAGCUGUCUCGUGGAGGGCAUCUGCUUUGCGCUUGGGCUCGACCUCCGCUCGAUGCGGGCGCAAAAUCUCAAGGCUCUGGUCAACCGCACGGGCCGCGACGACGGCGUCGCUUGUGCCGUCAGCUGCGUCUUCCGCGCACGCAGCGGGGCCGGCGCGCUCUGCGUGCAGAGGCGCGCCAUCGCGCCCGCCGACGGUCCGGCGCGGAGCGAGUUUCGGUGCGAGGUGCGCGUGGCGCGCCGAUCCGAGCUCAAGGCUCUGCUGCUCCGCUCGCUCCAGCUCGACGUCGAUCGGCCAGACACCUUUGUCGUCCAGCAGAGCGCGUGCGCGUCCAUCACGCAGCAGACGCCGCUCGAGCUGCUGCUCUGCUUCAUCGAGGACUUGCGCGGACGGCCCACCUACGUCGAGGCGUCGAGGCCGACCUCUUCCCACCCAGUCAAGAUAUUGUAG